Messenger RNA from Zootoca vivipara (common lizard), 4205 nucleotides. RefSeq names its product retinol dehydrogenase 5 (gene RDH5). Gene Ontology annotation, molecular function: all-trans-retinol dehydrogenase (NAD+) activity. The record is from RefSeq and is a predicted model, not a curated record. Gene Ontology annotation, cellular component: intracellular membrane-bounded organelle. Gene Ontology annotation, biological process: retinoid metabolic process; steroid metabolic process. Lineage: Eukaryota; Metazoa; Chordata; Lepidosauria; Squamata; Lacertidae.
AACAGGCAACCUCACAGAGACUUGAGUACUUCAGUGUAGGUUUGGCCCAGUGCCUGAUAGGCCUCCCAGCCUGGCCUCCUCAUCCUCUUUAGUUUUUAAAUCCUUCUCUGAAGGUCCUUUUCAUGCCUUAACAAAGGAACCCUUCUCCAGCUAGUUUUGUCCUAAUCUACUGUGAUUCAACAUGCAGUGCCUGCUUGUUAGGGGGCGAUGUGUGUGUAUGUGUGAGUGUGUGUGUGUGAGAGAGAGAGAGAGAGAGAGAAACGGAAUGAGAAGAGGGUUAAGCCCCCCAAGUUCCAGCCUCCCUUCCCUUCCCCCUCCCUACUACCCAACCUUGCUGCACAGGAGACAGAAAUUUCUAUAAAAGGCCAAGGAAAGCAAAGUCCUUGACAUCUCAUACCCCUCCUACUUUUUCUGUGAGAUGCGUUACUGUUCAGUCUCUUCAAUCCCACUGACCUCUUACAAGUAGAUUUCAUAACUGUAGUGAUGGGAGCUCUUGAAUCAACAAUGCCUUUUCAUUACAUUCCUUCCAAGCAAUUCCAUUGAUCACAAGACUUGGGGCAGAGCUUAGGCAUGGGAUCCUAGCUUCCAACACACUCCUUUAUCCUGCGCGCUCUGAUACUUUCUCAUCCCCUUACGGUCUCAAUGGCAGGUUCCCCCUUGGACUUAGGAGGCUCUGUCCCACUUUAAAGCAGAGAAGUGGCAGUAUCUGAUAUUUCCUCCAAGUUGCUUAGGAUUCCCAGCUGAAGGAUGUCCACACAUGGAAGCAGCCUUCAUGCGAGCCUCACUUUGGCAGAGUGGGAGAUGCUUAACGCUCAUCGGUACACCGCUUUCCACGCUGCAUGCUUGGAUGUUGGUGGCGUUCUUUUGUUUUUAAUCAGCGCUCCUGCCCUAUUUACACCCCCACCACAUGUGAACAUAAUUCCCUGUUUCCUGGCAUCCCCUCCAACAGAACACCGAAUAGUCCUUGUUUAUUUGAUUUAACCUGACUGGUGUUAAAUACCAUCUCCAAAUUAAUUUAUAAUAAUUUUCUUUUCUUCUUAUAGACAACAUUUUCAGCGUACAAUUCUCCAAUAUUUCCCCCCAGCUUUGACUAUCUGCCCUGUUGUCUCCUUUUUCCCACACCUCUUUUGUCUUCUUGAUCCUCCAUUUCUACUCCAUUUUAUAAACUUCACUGGUAGACAGCCCUCCUGCCAAAGUUCUCAGGGCAGUAUACAAACAAUACCAUAAAAUGCAACUCAUAGCUCAUUCAUAAAAUGGCAGUGGACAGGGACCAACCAGCCAUCUCCAGUCCAAAAGCCACACAGAACAUAACAGGCUAUAUUCAGCCAGGACCCAUUGAAAUUAAUGAACCUAAGUUAGACAUGGCUGCUGACUUCAGUGAUUCUACUCUUGAGUAGCAAUUGUAUUGAUUACCACCCUAUGUUUUCUUAAAAACUGAACUCCAAAAGACAUCAACAAGUGGGGGGCAUGCGAACUUAUCUCAGUCCCAUAAACAAGGCGGCUAUGACUUACCACUGAGUGUGCCACACACAGAUGCAGCAGAUCUUGAGAUGCUAUUUGCAAUGGGUGCAGGGUGGUGGACACUUGAACUUCCCUAAGGAAAGGUGGGAUACAAAAUACUUUAAAUAAACUUCAGAUGUGCAUCUGAUUUACCCUGACGUGAUUAAACACUGGAAGGAUUUUUCAGUACCAGCCCUCCUCCUACCACACCCUCCAGUUGUUUUCCCUUCUCAAGAUUUUUAUUGUAUGUUUUAUGCUGUGCAUUGCCUUGGGGAACGUUUAAGAAGAAGGGUGGUAAUCACAUAAUAAAUGAAAUUGUUUUUAACAAAUAGUCUUGUUCCACCUCGAGCAUGAUCCGUGAGGACGGGUUUCAAGGAAAUGCAACUCUUGUAUCCUUGUAUCAGCUUCUUCAUCAUAGCCCAGCCCCUUAAGUCUAAGAUUUGUCCGAUUCCUCAAUACACAGCUCCUGAGAGAUUUAACUGGAAUUCAGCCGAGUGGAGGUUAACCGGGCAGAUUGCUUUGCAGCUGCAUCAAGGGUUAAUGCUGGGGCUGUGUCCCUGCCCCUUGGUGUCCACCGGGAAGCUGAUUGGUGAAAGCUCUGGCUUCUUGCCCUCCUGGACUUUGGCUAGGAGCAAAACUCUUGUCUGCUCUGUACAGCAGAAGCCAAGCAGGGUAAAGGGUCCUACACCCAGCAGAGACUAGCUGCUGCUUCUACCGCUGGAGUCUGCCAGGUUUAUCAACAGCUGCAUCUGGUGAGAAGGUCUUCGUUGAGACUCUACUAUGUUGUGUUGCUAUGCUCUGCUCUUCAGUAUCCUCUGGAUUGUGGUGUGGUUCUUGCGCGACCGGCGGACAUUGAGCUCCUACAAGGAUAAGUAUGUCUUCAUCACAGGCUGCGACACAGGUUUUGGGAACAUGCUGGCCAAGCGCCUCGACAAGAAGGGCUUCCACGUGCUGGCAGGAUGCCUAACCCAGAAGGGGGCCGAUAACCUGCAGCGGUCCGGCUCGCCGAACCUGCGCACCACCCUGCUGGACGUCACCAAUUCCGAGAGCAUCUCUAAAGCCGUGCAGUGGGUGAAAGGUGAAGUGGGCGAAAAAGGGCUCUUUGGCCUGGUGAACAACGCAGGUGUGGCCAACCCCAUUGGCCCCACAGAAUGGAUGAGCAUUGAGGAUUACCGCAAGGUCAUGUCUGUCAACACCUUUGGGGUCAUUGAGGUAUCACUGGCCUUCCUACCUUUGCUCAAGAGGGCACGUGGCCGAGUGGUCAACACCUCCAGCGUCUUGGGUCGCCUCUCAGCCAAUGGCGGUGGCUACUGUAUUUCCAAAUACACUGUUGAGGCCUUCUCCGACAGCCUCAGGAGGGAUAUGUACCAUUUUGGGGUAAAGGUCUCUAUUGUGGAGCCGGGCUUCUUCAAGACGGCUGUGACCAACCUUGAAACAAUAGAAGCCUCCUUAAGGCAACUCUGGGACCGAAUGAGCCCCGAGACUCGGCAGAGCUACGGUGAAGACUUCUUUCCAAACUCUAAGCAGCACAAACCUGCAAUGGUUUCUCCACGGUUCAAGUAUUUGCUUUAGUUCCUUGGUAGAGGCUCCCAAUACGGCUAGGGAUGAGCUAGCGCUGGAUCCCUAAACCCACACUACAACCUGCUAGGACGGCUGGCGCUUGCAGAGUUCCCUCCCUCCUUCCUUCCUUUGGUGGUAAUGUCUUGGCAUGCACAGCUUCUCAUAUGAGGUGGGUAGGAGGGAAGAGACAUACUUUGUAAGCUCAAGCAAAUCUUUCACCUUCUAAGUGGAGCUGGGCAGUUCAGCUCAGGCAUAGUGGUAUCAGCCAGUUUCAUAAUGGGGCUUAUAAAAGGAUCAAAUCCUUGGUGUACACUUAUUUAGAGGCAUGGGAUUAGGGGGAAAUCAACUGCUACAGGAGGGGCAACUGCAUUUUUUAUUUAUUUCCUUAUUUCAUUCAUAUAGCACCUUCCCCCCCCCACUAAGGAGCUCAAGGUUCUUCCAUCUCCAUGUUAUCCUCACAACAGCCCUGUGAAGUAGGUUAGGCCAAGAGACAGUGACUGGACACCCAGUGAGCUUCCUGGCGGAGUGUGGAUUCGAACUUUGGUCACCCAGGUCACAGUCCAACACUUUUAACCAUUACACCACACAGAUACGAAGAGGUCAUGUCCCCUGGGCAAAACCCACACAUGGUGCAAUCCAAGAUACGUGUUUCAUAAUGCAUGUAGAGCCAAGUUACUAGUUCCUCUGAAUUUAAGUGUUCCGGAAGCCAUCAAAGUACUCUGGAGCCAUAGUGUUACAUGCACUCCAAAAAAAGAGAGAGAGGAUUGUGCAGGUGACUCUUCCAACAUAGAUGCAGAUCAAUAAAAAUGCCAAGCAGGUGCCUAAAAGUUCUGAUUUUGAUCUGAAGUACUAGGUCCAAGACCAGGGAAACCAGGAACCAGGUGUGGAGGAGGAGGAAGAGGGUAGAUAGUAAUUAGGAUGGAAUGGAUGCACUGGGCAGGCAAAGGCAGGCAGUUCAUAAAAUGGUCCCUCUCUUUUUGUUUUUAAUGACUGCAAUCAUACCUGCCUCUCCACAGACCUGAAAGUCCAGAAGUUCAUCAUGAACAUCAUCUGCGACCCAGACCUCAGCAAAGUGACCAACUGCAUGGAGCAUGCCCUUCAGGCCAAAUACCCCCGCACCCGCUAUAGCGCUGGCUGGGAUGCCA